GACCGCAAAUACAACGUGCAGUCAACGUAAAGUGUUUAGCUAAUGCUAAGCAUAGUGUGCUAACCCAUCGGCUUCAUGCAUACUGUAACGUUACCUCAUACAGUUUAAGGGCUGUCAGCUUCGGUUUAGCUGAUAUUGGUGUAAAGGUGACGGUCGAUGUUUACUAGAAAGCGAUGCCUGUAUCGUCUGCAGCAUGAUGGCCAGGUCAUAUUGUGAAGGCUACGGCUAAUGUCAGCUAACUGCUAAAGCUUCGUCAGAAGAUGAGAGAUAAGCUGCGUAAAUGGAGAGAAGAUAGCUGCAGAAAUAGUGAGCAGAUCGUGGACGUUGGAGAAGAGCUCAUCAGUGAACAUGCAUCAAAACUGGGAGAUGACAUAUGGAUUAUUUAUGAGCAGGUGAUGAUCGCAGCGCUGGACUGCAGUCGGGAUGACUUGGCUCUGACCUGUCUACAGGAACUGAAGAAGCAGUUUCCAGAUAGCCACAGAGUGAAGCGAUUGGCGGGGAUGAGGCUGGAAGCUUUGGAAAGGUAUGAUGAGGCCAACAAGCACUAUGAUGCCAUUCUCCAAGAUGACCCCACCAACACGGCAGCAAGGAAGCGCAAGAUUGCCAUACUGAAGGCCCAGGGGAAGAGUGCUGAAGCCAUCCGGGAGCUCAAUGAGUAUCUGGAGCAGUUUGUUGGGGACCAAGAAGCGUGGCACGAGUUGUCCGAGCUCUACAUCAACGAACAUGACUAUGGAAAAGCUGCAUUUUGUCUGGAGGAGCUGAUGAUGACCAAUCCUCACAAUCACUUGUACUGUGAGCAGUACGCUGAGGUGAAGUACACUCAGGGGGGCCUGGAAAACCUGGAGCUGUCCAGAAAGUAUUUUGCCCAGGCACUGAGGCUGAACAACAGAAACAUGAGGGCAUUGUUUGGUUUGUACAUGUCUGCAAGUCACAUCGCUGCCAGUCCCAAAGUUAGUGCCAAGGUCAAGAAGGACAAUAUGAAGUAUGCAGCUUGGGCUGCCACUCAGAUAAACAGAGCCUAUAAGCUGGCUGGUCGUGGGACCAAGGAGAACAAAUGCUCCAUGAAGGCAGUGGAAGAGAUGCUGGAAUCUAUGCAGAUCACCAUGUCCUAAGUUCCCUUGUUUGCACCUUUUCUUCCUCGCUCCUCUUCAGACCUGGAGCAACAUGGCAGAUCAGACAGCUUUGUAAUGUGACCACACAACUUAACUUAUACAAUGAGUACAAAUUCCUCCAGACUGGACUGUACCAUGUUCCCCUGUCUCGUAUUCUUUUUCUUUUCACCUCGAACUUAUAUCACCAAUUUCCACAUGCACAUCAAGGUUAUAACCAUGUGACCGGGACAGAUAAUAUGCUGUACAGUAAAUACUAUUUAUAGACACUGUGGAGAAUCCCACUUGUUGGCACUGAGGUCCUUUAAAGUUUCUGUACUAACUAUAAAUGGAACAUCAUUAUCUAAUAAAAGUUUUUUUGUUAAUUUGUCAGAUUUAUCAAAGAUCUUAAUAAAAAUACUGUAGCACUGA
Monopterus albus (swamp eel) is the source of this 1520-nucleotide messenger RNA. RefSeq names its product ER membrane protein complex subunit 2 (gene emc2). The transcript is spliced from 11 exons. The record is from RefSeq and is a predicted model, not a curated record. Lineage: Eukaryota; Metazoa; Chordata; Actinopteri; Synbranchiformes; Synbranchidae. Gene Ontology annotation, molecular function: protein binding. Bases 261 to 1112 code for a protein of 283 amino acids.